AUCGUCGUUGACUCCGAACCACGCCGUUCUUCUCCACCAUGUCCGUCCGUCGCUCUUCUUAACCAUGUCCCUACAUAGGACUCCCGACAAGAGACAGGCGUCAUUAGCAUCUACCCAAAGUUCUUCGACUCUCCCGACUCCGACGUCUUCAGCCAUAACUACUGAAUCCGUUUCGGACGCUUCCGUCACGCCGACCUCACGCACCUCGACGACCACGCCUCCUCCAACAUCAGAGGCAUCUUCCACCUCCGCCAUGCCGUCUACUUCGACGGAUUCCACCCCGGGUGACGGCGCGUCGUCAUCUUCGACGACUUCUACGUCUGCUUCACAUACGACAACAUCCACGUCCUCUACGUCUACUUCCUCUACAUCUAGCUCGAUAUCUAGCUCCUCCUCGGCUUCUACCUCGACAUCCACCUCGACGUCCACCUCGACAUCCACCUCCACAAGUACCUCAACAACUUCCUUGUCGUCAACUACGCCGACCUCGGAUACCUUUACGUCGACUACAUCAACGUCCUCGCCUCCGCCGGAUUCCUCCACUUCAGUAUCCACGACGGUAGUAGACUCGGACACUACCACCACUGUAUCCUCGCUCUCUACAGAUAAGAACACAGUCACAGCAAGUGAGACCGCCUCAACUACUCUCACCUUUCCCAGCGAGGUUGUCACGACAACUCUGCAAUCCACAGUAUUCCUUACUACCACUAAUAGCGCGGGGCAGACCGUAACCAGCGCUCCGCCGUUGGUGACUGAGACUCUGACGAGGACAAAUAGUGAUGGUUCUCCUAAUGUUGUCACUAUUGUCGCCGACAACCCUACGCCCAUCUCUAACAACAGCAAUGCGACCCAGACGUCACAGUUCUUCCGUAACAAGGGCGCAGUCGCAGCGGUGUUCGUUAUCGUCGGCCUCACUGCGGCAUCGAUAGCGCUGUUUAUUUUCUUCUAUGUACGGCGGCGGCGGCGGACCCAACGGCUCGAGCACGAUGCGGCGGUCGCGUCGACGCUAGCAGCAGCAGGAUACAACCGCCGACCUCUGGACGAUGACGACGAAAAGCAGAUGUCGCCGCACCGCUCCUCGGUGCCCUCGGCGACCACGCUGCCGAACUCGAGCUUCAGCUCUGCCCAGCAGCUCGCAAUGGCCGCCGGUGGUCGCACCCCGCCCGCAGAUGGCGGUGGUGCCACGACUCCUCCGACGCCUGGCGCUGGCCCCGAGUUUGACCCCUAUGCUGCGGUCGGCACGGUGCAUCCCCCGCCUGCGGCCUUCCCUAGCCAGGCGCGGAAGGAUGGCUACGCGCCUGCUAGGACGUCGAGCCCGCCUCCGGGGGCGUGGGACCGCACCAGGAGGCAGACGCAGAGCACGAGCACGAGCGCCAGCUGGGGGCACGCGGCCAAGGGCAGUGUCGCGAGCACGGAGCCGCUCCUGGCUGGGUACUACAGUGGCGCUAACACGGAACCUUCUACGCCUGCGAUGGGUGCGACGCUGAACCUCGCGGACGAAGGCGGCCGACGGGGGCGGGAGUCCGGCGCGUCGUCGAGCAGCCAGUACUCGGACGACGAGCCUGAGGUGGCCGAGAUGAAGCCGAAGCUGGAGGUCCGCAACAACACGCCGAGCAUGAGGAUAGCCCCGUUAUCAAGGCAGUCGUCUCGACGCACGGGGCGGCCGUGAGUGCUCCAUGAUCGCCAUGCCGGGCUAAAAAGGUCCUCCGUACGUACUGCUAUACGUGAUAUCUCAUGACAAUAACAUUCUGCCCUUUGACAUCGUCAUCCAUGACCCUCGCUUUGCUCGUGCUCUACCGCAUCCCCGCAUAUACAGUCAUUUUCAUUCCCUGAAUUCCAUCGUCACUCACUCCAUGUACCCGUACACGUUCCCAGUAGCUUAUCUCAUCACACGGACCCGUAUGGUGUGCUUCCGGCACCUCCCCGUUCAGGACGCGCUGUUUACCGCUGUUGGUUCUGGCGAUCUAGUUUGUAUCACUUACCUACCUACCGCAUAGCUUGGCUCCCAUUCAUCGUCAUCGUAUCAUCACCGUCAUCAGCUCUGUUCUACCAUGAUUUCAUCUUCCACGCUCUUGUUCAUGACCACCCCGGCCUUCGCGACUAUCUGUCGCUCAGGUACGAGGUGCUAUAUAAAAGGACACAUGCCCGGGUGCGACCAUUUUCGAACUUUAUUAGACACACACGUUGUAGAAGGACC
Molecule: messenger RNA, 2197 nt
Organism: Dichomitus squalens LYAD-421 SS1
Lineage: Eukaryota; Fungi; Basidiomycota; Agaricomycetes; Polyporales; Polyporaceae
Exons: 6
Coding region: 65-1669 (534 amino acids)
Source: RefSeq, a predicted model, not a curated record